Molecule: messenger RNA, 3491 nt
Organism: Xenopus laevis (African clawed frog)
Lineage: Eukaryota; Metazoa; Chordata; Amphibia; Anura; Pipidae
Gene: rtf1.L
Product: RTF1 homolog, Paf1/RNA polymerase II complex component L homeolog
Exons: 18
Coding region: 121-2154 (677 amino acids)
Biological process (GO): stem cell population maintenance
Cellular component (GO): nucleoplasm; Cdc73/Paf1 complex
Molecular function (GO): RNA polymerase II C-terminal domain phosphoserine binding; DNA binding
Source: RefSeq, a predicted model, not a curated record
GGGUUUAGAGAGCGUGGGCGGAGCUUGGAGAGUGGGGGAUUUCUUUACGCAGGCGCGUUGAUUGUAGCGAGUGUUGGCUCCGGGUGACCGGGCCGCCUGUAAGGAAAAGCGCCAGCAGCAAUGGUGAAGAAACGGAAAGGCCGGGUGGUUAUAGACUCCGAUACGGAGGAUAGCGGCAGCGACGAGAACUUGGACCAGGAGCUGCUGUCCUUAGCCAAGCGCAAGAGGAGUGAUUCAGAAGAGAAGGAACAGCCAGUAAGCAAACCGGCAACAACCUCCGACUCUGAGACCUCCGAUAGUGAUGAUGAGUGGACAGUCACAGGGCAGUCAAAAAACAAGAAAAAAGGGAAACCUGGGAAAGGAGGGGAGAAGAAGGGAGCGAUGAAGAAACCGGCUAAUCGGGCAGCAUCUUCUGCCAGCUCUGGAAAGGAGAGUUCUGAAGAGAGCUCUGCUCCAGAAGAAGGAGAGGUGUCUGAUUCUGAUAGCAACAGUUCCUCCUCCAGUUCUGAUUCAGAUUCCUCAUCUGAAGAUGAAGAGUUUUGUGAUGGCUAUGGGGAGGACUUUAUGGGGGAUGAAGAAGAUCGGGCCCGGCUUGAGCAGAUGACUGAGAAAGAGAGGGAACAAGAACUGUUUAAUCGGAUAGAAAAGCGUGAAGUGCUCAAGCGAAGAUUUGAAAUCAAGAAAAAGCUAAAAAAUGCAAAAAAGAAGGAAAAGAAAGAAAAAGAUAAAAAGAAGAAGCAUGAUGAAGAACAGGAGAAAAAGAAACAAGCACAGGUCUUGGAGGCACAGUUACAGGUAACUUCACAUAAUAAAGAAAGGCGGUCAAAGCGGGAUGAAAAGUCUGACAAGAAAUCUCAAGCAAUGGAAGAAUUGCGAGCAGAGAGAGAGAAAAGGAAGAAUAAGACUGCAGAAUUGAUUGCCAGAAAACAGCCUCUGAAGACCAGCGAGGUGUAUUCCGAUGAUGAAGAGGAAGAAGAGGAUGAUAAGUCUAGUGAAAAAAGCAACAGAUCUUCCAGAUCUUCUUCGUCAUCUGAUGAAGAUGAAGAGUCUGUAGAAAUUCCACCAAAAUCUCUACCUGUAUCUUUGCCAGAAGAGCUCAACAAGGUUCGGUUGUCUCGGCAAAAAUUGGAACGUUGGUGUCAUAUGCCCUUUUUUGCCAAGACUGUCUCAGGCUGUUUUGUGCGGAUAGGCAUUGGAAACCAUAACAGCAAACCUGUAUACAGAGUUGCAGAAAUUACCGGAGUGGUGGAGACUGGAAAAAUAUACCAGUUGGGUGGGACAAGGACAAAUAAAGGCCUGCAGUUACGGCAUGGCAACGACCAGAGGGUCUUCCGAUUGGAGUUCGUCUCUAACCAAGAGUUUACAGAAAGCGAGUUCAUGAAAUGGAAAGAGGCGAUGUUUUCUGCUUGCAUGCAGCUUCCCACCCUCGAUGAAAUUAAUAAGAAGGAGUUAUCAAUUAAAGAAGCUAUGAACUAUAAAUUUAAUGACCAGGACAUUGAAGACAUUGUAAAGGAAAAGGACCGGUUUAGAAAAGCACCUUCGAAUUAUGCCAUGAAGAAAACACAGCUUUUAAAAGAUAAGGCAAUGGCGGAGGAAGCUGGAGAUCAAGACAAAGCUAAGCAGAUUCAAGAUCAGAUGAAUGAACUAGAGGAGCGGGCCGAAGCUUUGGAUCGGCAGAGGACAAAGAACAUCUCUGCCAUAAGUUAUAUAAACCAGCGAAACAGAGAAUGGAACAUUGUGGAGUCUGAAAAGGCCUUAGUGGCAGAGAGUCAGAGCAUGAAGCAGCAACAGAUGGAUCCCUUCACUAGAAGGCAGUGCAAGCCAACCAUGGUGUCUAAUUCCAGGGAUCCUGCCGUCCAGGCAGCCAUUAUUGCUCAGCUGAAUGCAAAAUAUGGCUCCGGAGCUAGCAAUGAUGCAUCCAAAGAUAAAGGCUUGGCUCAAAGUAAGGAUGCAGAUGGAAACACCAAGUCAGCCAGCGACCUCUCGGAAGACCUGUUUAAAGUGCAUGAUUUUGAUGUAAAGAUCGACCUACAAGUCCCCAGUUCAGAAUCAAAAUCUCUUGCCAUCUCCUCAAAAGCACCACCAGCAAAGGACGGAGCACCCCGGCGAUCUCUGAACCUGGAGGACUAUAAAAAAAGGAGAGGACUUAUCUGAGUCCAGCCAGCACGCUGCUGACCUUGCAUGCCCCAUUUUGUAACCCUUCCCUAUUGUUUUUACCAUCAUUUGUCUGGAGCAGUAGCACCGCUGGGAACUGACUCUACACAACCAGUCGAUAUUGACUGACUUCAUAUGACCCCUUACUUUGCCCGCUGCUCUGUGGCUCCCACUUAUUGCGGAUCUUGGAUCAUUCAGUAUCCUUACCGUUGCCCAUUUAUCUCCGUAUGUAUUGCGUUUCCACGAGCAAGGUUUUCCAUGGCUUAGCCUUCAAAAGUAAAUGUGAUCCCUGCAGUAAACAAGCACUACAUAUCCUCUGGUUUCCUCUCAUCACCUCCAGGUUCCUGACUUUGAAGCAACUACCUGGCAGUUCUCCUUUUCCAAGAAAGGGCACUCGAGGAAUAUGCAACAAGUUUUUGUGGUGGGCAGACAUCAGAUAUUUAUUUUUUAUUUUUUUUUUUACUAUUGGCAGCCAUAGUUUCUGUCCUGAUGUGCUUUUGAUGACUUUUUUUUUUUUAUGUUCUUUGCUGUGUUUCUGGAGCAGCAGCAGCAGAUCUGGUAAUAGACUCAGACUUGUAUCAUAAACUUAUGGACUUUAUGGGACUGUUCACUUGGCCACUCUAUCACAUCCUUUUGUGGAUCUGUGAUUUUUUUUUGUUUUAGGGUUUCUCUUUGGUUGUCUAUAUUCCCGAACCUUUAUGCCAUUUUUUUUUUGUUUUCCGGCAAGCCUGCUGUUCUGUUGCUCAGUAUUACCAUGGAGAUUGGAGCUCUACAGUAAACACAGCAAGCACUGCAUAAGCACUCUGGUUUCUUCUCUUUACCCUGACGUUCAGUAAGGAUUAAAGGCCCCUCCAGCUCAGCUGAAUCAUAUGACGUUGAAGAGACUGCCUCCAUUUUCCUUCUGGUUUUUACAAGGAUGCGACGUCCUCUUCACGGUAUGUUUAUGGUGGGCAGGUUUCAGGAAUAUUUUAAUGAUUCUUUUUAGCUGCCGUACAGUUUGUCUGUCCUGGCUGUUUGGAAUACUUUUUAAAGCUGUAAAUGAGAACAUGAAACUGUAAAGAAGAAACAAAUUAAAUAUGGUUCUUCUUAUGAAAACGGGAGUUAAUGAGCAUUUACUCCACAACAGAAAUAUGAGCCACAAGUUGACAAAGGAGGUAAAUCAAAGUGUUAAAAUGAGAGAGAAUGAGAUAACAUUUGUGGUCAUAACUUAAAUAUCUUAUUGUCUGCUGUGGAAUGAUUGCUAAACAGUAUAUGCAAAUGAAUGAACAGUGGCUCGUGCUUUAAUAAUGCACAGUGUAGAGCUUGAAAGCAUACAGGUAAUAAAGAGUGUUACUCCA